Penicillium crustosum is the source of this 549-nucleotide messenger RNA. RefSeq lists its product as uncharacterized. NCBI's taxonomy places the organism in Eukaryota, Fungi, Ascomycota, Eurotiomycetes, Eurotiales, Aspergillaceae. The transcript has a single exon. The coding region runs from base 1 to 549 and encodes 182 amino acids. The record is from RefSeq and is a predicted model, not a curated record.
AUGGAUGCGCCAACUAUGCAGGCCACGCGAGAAUUUUUCGACGACUCGCGAAAUGAGUUCGUCGUAUACAUCCAGGGACUGUGUGCCGGAGAUAUCUCAGGUCAGGAUGUCGCUACAAUCCAAACCGAGCUUCGUCGUAUAGCCAACACACUUUCUGGGUGGACGGAACACUCAGAUCAUCCCAACAAGCUGACUUGCAGCUGUUUUUCGGACCGGUGCUGCAGCCUUUCAGAUAUAAUUGUAGAAGUCGCCGAGCUGGUCACUAUUAAGGACGGGCAGCUCCCUCUCACUGUGUUGAAGAUGCUCAAUAUGUUAUUUAUGCAGAUAGGACGACUCACUCUUGACGGCUAUCGCGAAGAGGAUGAGUAUGCGCGGAACUUUGAUCGCAUGGCCAAGGAUGAAGAUCGUAGAUGGCAGAUUGGGUCCCAGGGACCAGAUGACGGUAGAGCUGCACUUCUUUUGGGCCUUUGGACUUGUAUGAAUCGCUUCCCGAAGCCUGGUCCCAAUUGCACAUCCGAGUGCGUGGGUACGCAUGCCGGUAAUCCUUGA